AUGGCAUCUUCAAACACACCCACAUCCGAUACUUUGCUGUCCACAGCGACUGCCUAUUUCCAGGUCUUCAAUGCCUUGGAUCCAGACGUCAUAUCCCAUAUUCAAAGCGACAACUAUACUCAUCAAUUCGGCCCAGCCUCUUUGAAUAUGCCCACGCGCACAAAGGAGACGUUUGCCGCACACCUGAAAUAUCUUGCAGGUGUUCUGGAGAGCUUCACUGUUAGCAUCAAGCAAGCUUGGGUCAACCCAUCCCUGAAACAGGUGACAGUGUGGGCUGUUUCAGAAACCAAAUUCCACGACCAUGUUAAAGACAAUGACAACGCGGAAGAGUGGAAGUUCCACGGGGAGUAUAUAUUUAUUUUGGAUAUGGAUGAGACCGGAGAGAAGGUGAAGCACGUGUUUGAAUUCUUGGAUAGUAAAGCUACUGAGGAUUUAAGGCUCUUGGCCGCUAGAGCGUUCAAGAAGAAGGAAGAGGUAGAAAACAAAUAG
Clonostachys byssicola is the source of this 489-nucleotide messenger RNA. The record is from the annotation of a GenBank genome assembly. Lineage: Eukaryota; Fungi; Ascomycota; Sordariomycetes; Hypocreales; Bionectriaceae.